AAACAAAAAUGGAUUUGGUUUGUGGUAAAAGGUUUUUCCCGCUAAAUAUAACAGGAACGACGUUACAGAAUGAAUAUCCAAUAAAUUCUAAGUUAUGGACAAUGACAAUAAAUUGGACCGUUUCCUCAAAUUGGGAAAAGCUGGCGAAGGCACGUACGGGGUCGUUUACAAGGCAAAGAACAAACUGACCGGCAAGAAUGUUGCACUUAAGAAAAUCAAGUUGCAAAAAUUUUACAAUAAAGGAUGUUCAGAAGGUGUCCCAUCAACAGCAAUGCGAGAAAUCACGUUAUUAAAAGGGGUGCGUCACUCAUCAAUUGUAGAACUCCUAGAUGUAAUGUACACUACUGACAAACUAUAUCUAGUCUUUGAGUAUUUAGAUUUAGACUUAAAAAGGUACAUGGACCAUUCCAAACAGCCUUUAGAGGCCGAGUUAGUAAAGAAUUACAUGAAACAACUGUUGGAUGCUAUUGCAUAUUUGCACUCCCACCGCAUCUUGCAUAGAGAUCUCAAACCACAGAACCUUUUAGUUGAUAAAGAAGGCCACAUUAAAAUGGCAGAUUUUGGGCUGGCCAGGUCUUUUUCCUUACCUACUAGAACAUAUACUCAUGAGGUCAUCACUAUGUGGUAUAGGGCACCCGAGUUGUUAUUAGGAGAAAAAAUGUACUGUACAGGGGUGGAUAUAUGGAGUUUAGGCUGUGUUAUGGCAGAAAUGCUAAUGAAAAGGGCACUAUUCCCGGGUGAUUCCGAAAUCGACCAACUAUACAAAAUCUUCCGGAUAAUGGGAACGCCACAAGAAGACGACUGGCCGGGAGUGCAACUGUUGCCCGAUUUUAAGGCCGCUUUUCCCAAGUGGCUUCCCAAGAACUUAAGAGAUAUUGUGAAGUUUAAUAAUACGGAAGAAGAAAUACUAUUGAAGGAAAUGUUGACUUAUGACCCGGCAAAACGAAAAACCGCAAAAGAAUUAUUGAAGUACAAUUAUUUAAAGACUGCCAAACUGACCACUCCGGACUUGACCGCUUUUCCGGUUGAAGAAACGAUCGACGAGGCCGGGCCGAGUUAGUGUUUCAAAAAAUUUUACCUUUGUAUUGUCUUAUAAAAUAGAUUUUCGUGUCCAGUAUGAUAAAGUUAACUGUCAAAUGAGUGUGCUUUUUAACGAAAAUAUAUUUAUUUUUUUAG
Molecule: messenger RNA, 1176 nt
Organism: Anthonomus grandis grandis
Lineage: Eukaryota; Metazoa; Arthropoda; Insecta; Coleoptera; Curculionidae
Product: cyclin-dependent kinase 2-like
Exons: 5
Coding region: 95-1060 (321 amino acids)
Biological process (GO): signal transduction; G1/S transition of mitotic cell cycle; protein phosphorylation
Cellular component (GO): cyclin-dependent protein kinase holoenzyme complex; cytoplasm; nucleus
Molecular function (GO): ATP binding; cyclin binding; cyclin-dependent protein serine/threonine kinase activity
Source: RefSeq, a predicted model, not a curated record